Molecule: messenger RNA, 1170 nt
Organism: Neoarthrinium moseri
Lineage: Eukaryota; Fungi; Ascomycota; Sordariomycetes; Amphisphaeriales; Apiosporaceae
Exons: 1
Coding region: 1-1170 (389 amino acids)
Source: RefSeq, a predicted model, not a curated record
AUGAAGAAAACGCUUCUCCUCACGUACAUCCACGGCUUCAAAGGCGGCGAGGACACCUUUGGCACCACGGGCGACUUCGCCGAGCACCUGGCCGCCCUGGUCGGCGCCGAGCUGCCCAAGGUGCAGAUCCGUACCCUCGUGUACCCCAAAUAUGAGACGCGCGGCGACCUCACCGAGUGCGUCGCCCGCUUCCGCGACUGGUUGUUGGAGAAAGUCAUCGACCUCGAGGUGGCCGCCGGCACCCCGAGCCCCACCGUCGACCCCAGCGUCCGGACCAUCCUGAUAGGGCACUCGAUGGGCGGCAUCGUGGCGGCGGACACGGCCAUCGCGCUGGCCAAUGAGAAAGUCAUACCCUCAACCGCUGAGGAAGAAGGCGACGGAGAGAAGGAAGUGGGUGGGCAUGCGGUCAAUAGCCUCAUGUUCCCGUAUAUUCAAGGCGUCCUCGCCUUCGACACACCGUACCUGGGUAUCGCUCCUGGCGUCGUUGCCCAUGGAGCCGAGGGGCAUUGGCAGACCGCCUCGGCCGCUAUAUCACAACUGAGUGGACUGGGCGCUAUCUGGAGUGGAGGGAAGGCUGCCGAGAAAGCGACGGCGCAACCGGAGAGGAAGCCUGUUGCGGCUCUCGAGGCGCCCCCGUCGAAGGACAAUAAGAAGGGCGGGCUCUGGAAUAACUGGAGCCAAAUGGCCAUGUAUGCUGGGGGCGCUGCUGCCCUCGCCGCCGGGGGUGCCGCAGCGUACAUGAAGAGGCAGCAGAUCUCGGAGGGCUGGGGCUGGAUCGGCAGCCAUCUGGAAUUCGUAGGGUGCCUGGCGCGAGGCGAGGACCUAAGGAAGCGGAUGGCGAACAUGAUGCGCCUCAACAAGGAGCUGGAUGUCGGGUUCGCUAACCUGUACACCAGGCUCGGCCGCGCAGCCGACUCGAAGCAAGUCAGCACGGUUGGGCUGGUCAUGGGCAAUCAGAGGACCUUCUGCAAUCUGCCGACCCGCGGGGCCGCCGGUGAAUGGAGGGAGGCCGUGAACGACGCGGCGAAAGACGAGACGGGCGCGCAUAUGGCCAUGUUUGAAUCCGCGCAGAACCCUGGCUACAUUCAACUCUCAGAGGACGCAAAGAAUUUGAUCGUAAGCUGGGCGAAGAAUGAGUGGUACGAGACAAGCAACAUAGAACUGGAAUGA